GUGGGCUGUAGCUAUAAAUGAAUACAUGUUGUGGGCAGCACGUGAAAGGGACGUAACACUCAGUCUGAGCAUCGGAACUUUUCAAAAGACUCGUUCGUGCAACACUUUGGGAGUCCACUUCUGCAACCCUUAAAACUUGCUGAGAUACAUUGAAGAAACCAUGCGCUUCUGAGGAGGUGGACAACUAACUAGAAGAGACGCCAAAAUGAUAUUUUCUUUCAUUUAUAUAGCAUAGAGUUUGAUUUAAAUCAAUAAACUUUUAUUUACACUUUGAAGAGGAGCCAGAACUCAGUUGCACAUUGAUUUGAAAUCAAAUGCAUUGGGUUUAUAUGAUUUAAAUUCAGUGUUGGGCAGUUUGAUUCGAACCUCUUUGGUUACAUUUAAAAAAAAGGAGAUUCCAUUACUACAAUUGAUUCAUCAGCGGUCAGUCGGUUUCCUCAUCCCGCUGAGAAUGGCAGUAUUAUGGGAUGACCCAUUCACGUUGCUGUGGAGACGGACUGUAAUCUACUCCAUUCUGGUGAUGUUGAUGAGUGGCGUGGGCACUUUAGGAGAUGAAGACUUCACUGGAGAGUCAUGGCUGCGAAUGUACGGCUACCUCCCGCAGGCCAGCAGGCAGAUGUCCACUAUGCGCUCGGCUCAAAUCCUGUCAAACGCCAUCAGCGACAUGCAGCGCUUUUAUGGCCUGGAAAUCACUGGAGAGUUGGACCCAAUCACCAUUGAGGCGAUGAAGAGACCCCGCUGUGGCGUCCCAGACAAGUUCGGUGGUCAAAUCAAGACCAAUGUGCGGCGGAAACGUUAUGCUCUCACUGGCCACAAGUGGGACAAGACUCACUUAACUUUCAGUAUUCAGAACUACACCCCUAAGAUUGGGGAGUACAACUCGUAUGAAGCCAUCCGGAAGGCCUUCAAGGUGUGGGAGAAGGUGACGCCACUCACAUUCGAUGAAAUACCUUUCCUGGAGGUCAAAUAUGGCCGUCGAAAGGAGCCCGAUAUCAUGAUCUUCUUCGCCUCUGGUUUCCAUGGUGACAGUUCACCGUUUGAUGGAGAAGGAGGUUUCCUGGCACAUGCCUACUUCCCGGGUCCAGGGAUGGGUGGAGAUACUCACUUUGACUCAGACGAGCCUUGGACCAUUGGCUCACACAACGUACAGGGUAAUGAUCUGUUCCUGGUAGCUGUGCAUGAGUUGGGCCAUGCCCUUGGACUGGAACACUCCAAUAAUCCCAUAGCUAUUAUGGCUCCUUUCUACCAGUGGAUGGACACGGAAAACUUUGAGCUUCCCGAAGAUGAUCUCCGUGGGGUUCAGCAGAUUUAUGGACCCCCUAGCAGUUCUCCCACUCAGGCUCUCCCCACCGUGACCCCUCGGCGACCAGCCCAGCCUGACCCUAGGUACCCUCCUAAGAACCCUCCCGGAGCUCCUCCUCAUCGGCCGGAUAGGCCUCGAACCACUGACCGCCCAGAUCACUAUGGCCCAAACAUCUGUGAAGGCAAUUUUGACACCGUCACCAUGCUCAGAGGAGAGAUGUUUGUUUUUAAGGGUCGAUGGUUCUGGAGAGUGAGGCGGAACAGAGUGCUAGAUAACUACCCCAUGCCUAUUGGACACUUCUGGAGGGGUCUGCCGGGAGACAUUGAUGCAGCGUAUGAACGGCAUGAUGGCCGAUUUGUGUUUUUCAAAGGAAGUCAGUAUUGGUUGUUUAGGGAAGCCAAUCUGGAGCCUGGUUACCCUCAAGAGCUGAUUGACUACGGCCGAGAUAUCCCCUAUGACAAGAUAGAUACAGCAAUCUGGUGGGAGCCUUCUGGAUUCACUUACUACUUCAAAGGAGACUGGUACUGGCGCUUUAAUGAGCACUCUCGAGCUGCAGAUCAGGACUACCCUAAACCAAUUAGUGUGUGGGGCACUUCUGUGCCGUCCUCUCCCAAAGGGGCCUUCCUCAGUGAUGAUGGAGCUUAUACGUACUUCUACAAGGGUGCAAAGUACUGGAAAUUCGAUAACCACAGAAUGAAGAGCGAGCCAGGCUACCCAAAGUCCAUUCUGAGAGACUUCAUGGGCUGUAAUGUGGACCUUGAUCCCGACAGAGACACAGACGUGGACCCAGGACGCAAGUUGCCCGAACACCCACCUUUUAACCCGGAUGCAGGGCGAGACAAAGACAAAGACAAGGAAAAGGAAAAGGAGAAGGAAAAAGAGCAGGGCAACACUAAUGAUGUUGACUACAAAGAAGAGACCGAAGAGGAAACAAAUGAGGUGGACGUAGUUUUGAAGAUAGAUGAGACCGAGCGCACCAUAAAUAUCAUCAUGGUGACGGUACCGCUGGUCCUAGUGCUGUGCAUCUUAGGAUUGAUCUACGCUAUCAUUAACACACUACAGAGGAAAGGAGCACCCAAGUAUUUAGUACACUGCAGACGUUCACUGCAGGACUGGGUUUAACCCGUCACUUUAAUCCCGCCAUGAUUCCCCAUACUUUCAUUUUAUACGUCCAAAAACUAUUUGCACACACACGCAACACAACAUAAACACUCACUCUUACACUGUGUCCUAACCAAACAUGACACGAUUCAAGAUUCCAGCGACAAGCAAUUUGUCCAUCCACACUGAACACGAAACUGCAGCGCAACGUCGCACAAUCAUAGCCAGUCAAAACAAAUUUGAUGUUCAAUGUGCAGGAUUUCCAGAGUUCACAGGAUUUUUCGACGACGGAAAAAUAGAAACCAAGCGACUGUGUUCAUCGCUUGCCGUGGUCGUGGCUGGAUAAAACGUUUAAAUAGAGUUUGUUUUUUUUCGCCAUAUUUCGUCACAUCUCGUUAGGACACUGUUUUAAGAUGGCUCUGUACACACUUUACUCCCCUUCCCAUGGUGCUUCUCUAACAUGAUGACUAGUAUAUUUAUAUCGUAAUUUUUGCACAUUGAUUUUGUGUUAAGUUUUUCGUAUUCAUAAUAUGUUUUCAUUUAUGGGUUUUUCAAUUUCUUUUUGAGAGGUAACAAUUAGCAAUCUAGUUGUACAAUCACAGUGUAAAUGAGGAACUGACAAGCAGUCUUGCAGAACAAAAAAAAGAGGAAAAGGGAUGUUGAGGAUGGAUUAUUACUACCUUCGUUCUUCUUUUCCCAUGACUUUCAACUGUGGUCUUCCUACUGAAUGGGCAAGUCAUAAUAUACUUGUUGGAAAUCCAGACUAGGAUUUACAUGUUUCUUUCCUUCGUUCCUUUUUCUUGCUCAUUUAACAUGUAGGUAAUGGGGAAUGUGGUAUUGGAUUUGUUCAUCUAAUGUCCUACUAACCUGCAAUUACUCAAUCUGUCAUUGAUUGGUUUGCACCCUUCCUAUUUGUCAUCUCCUGUGAUGUAGAAUCUCACUUCUGACGCCAUGUUGGUAAUUCUGGCACAGGUUGUCUACUUAUUUGUAAAGACAAUACAGUUGUUUUAGUAUGUCCACAAAUUAUUUCAGUCAUCCAGGUUGCUAUAGAAUGUCCAUUAAACUAAUUCACAAGCAACUGGACUUAGUUAGCCAACCAGUAAAUUGUGUUCACUGAAUUUUACCUGAUACUCUAUAGCUCUUUGUUUCGACAUCAUAAAUUAGGGACUUUCCUGUGAAUUUUGCUUACCUUGCAUGAUCAUAACAAAAAUCAAAUUUUAUUGCCUCGCUGAACCACGCAUUUAUUUUAACAAUUGUGCCUUAGUCCUGCCAACCAAACAUGUUGUAUGUGGUUUUGUUCAUAUUUGUAGAGCCCUUUUAACCACUUGAUUACAAGCUAGUGUGUUUUUAUCUCCCCACUGGUCCAGUGAUACUGUGGUAAUUGUAUUGUCAUUUGACAUUUGAGUUGCUUUCAUUUGUAAUUAAAAAAAGGCAGCAUACUCGGUAGGGGUUUUGAAAAAUCUUAAGGCUUUGGAGGCUGAGAGAAUAUCUUCUAGUACCUUCUAUGUAAUAGCUAUUGGUUGGGUGUAUAUGCAUAUUUAUAUAACAGCUUUACAUUGUUAAAUCAAAUGAACAUAUGAAAAAAGAACCAUAAAAUGCAUACCACCACUUUAAAACUCCAUGAAAUAUACUCAAGCAAGCUAGUCAGGGCCCAGUUAUAAAUAAAAAACUUUAGAGGGGCCCAUUUUUGCCUUGUAGGGAUUGUUAGAUAAUCCUCUCAUUUUAAAAACAGCAGGGGGGUGAAACGCAUUGCUGAUCUCUUCUAACCCUAACCCAAAGUUCUCCCUACCAAAGAAAUGCCACUCUCAUCGACACUGCAAGGUAGGCUAAGACUAGAGAGAAAGAAGCCGGGACAACUGUGUGAGUUCAAAAGGAAAGGGUUAAGAUGGAGAGACCUUAUCUCCAAAGUCUUUGCGAGACGGCUUGCAGUGUGUUAGUACAAAGGCUGAGCUGGAUUGUGUUACAGUGAUGGGGAAGAUUUUAAGGGUGGUAGAGCAAUAAACAGGCACAGCUAGGAUAAACCCUCUGCCAGCUCCCUAUGCUAAGGCUGAAACAUUCUUAGCGCAUGUAUGUGAACGCAAACACAUUGUUUCAUGGUACCUUGGAAUAGCACAUACUGUAAAUACAAUAGUACAUUAUUUGGGUAAAGGCUAGGGUUUACUUAGAUUUUCCGCAUGCUGUUCAGUCGAUGAUGCACAGACUCGAAAAACUAGGCUGCACUAGGACAGUCCCCUCGUUUUAAUCAUUCAAUACCUUGGUAUACAGGGGCAGAUCAUAGUCCCAUCAAGCCCCUGGGCACACAUCGUUGGAGCGCCAUCCCCCUAUUACAACCUCUAAUGGUAGACCACUUAUCCUACAAUAAGCGACAAGAGUGAUUUGGCUAAAAAUGAAAUGAAAACAUGUUUGUAUCCAUGCAAGUUCAAUUUUGUGUCUUUGCAUCCAGCGUAAUUCCUAAAACUAGAUGCCGCACUAGCUGAUUUUUCAGCUGAAAUUUCAUAUACAUAAUCGCUGGCCUGUCGGAGGGAGUUGGAGCUUGCAAUAAGGCGCAGUCACACAUACCUAUGCAUGGCGAAAUUCCGCGGGGAUAGCGUGGGUGAACCUUGAGCAUGUGUGAAACCAGCAAAAAUACAAUUGUCAGGAGCCUCUUUUUAAUGCCGCACUUUAUGCAGUACGGUAAAAUGUAUCCUUGUCUAAUGUGAUUAUUAAGUGUAGCUGUGUACGAAGCACCGCACACACAGGUCACUACCAAACCAUUGGUCAGAGUUCACCAAACUUGAACGUGAGGGGAAAUUCUCCGCCACCCGAAGUCCAUUGCACGAAAUUCCCGACUGCGUGAAUUCCCAUUGAAAUCACUAUAUUUCGCCCACGGAAUUUCACCGUAUGAAGGUAUGCGUGACCGUGCCUUUAACAUGUGCCAGCAGAAGGUCAUUAAUUCCUUGAAUCAAAACUGACUCAACUUCCUGCUGAGUUAAUGGCUCCAGAAUCUGAAAUAGCUACGAGUUUUAAAAAAUGAUUUAGUCACUGGGACGGGCUUUUUUGGUAUCGCCAAAUGACCAAUAAGCUGCUUCUUUUACUGAAGAACUGACCAGAUGUCAUGCUCUGAUCUAAACAUAGAAAUGUAUGAUACCCUUGUCCAAAAUCAAGUUGUUUUGAGUCCACUAGUGAGAUGCCAGCUUCACUCAACGGAAGUGGUGCAAAUUCCGUCUUCUACAGGAUCGUUAAUAAUCGUUUUCUCUUUCAGGUCAACUACUACAAUGGCAGAGCAACAGUUAAAGUCAACGUGUUUGUAGCUCACUAUCUUAAUAAAAACAUUGAUUUAAUCUGAUUUAAAUGUGAGGUGUAUAAUCUGCACCACGAAUGCCUCCAAACAAACAAAAUUGCCAACAAUAAUUAUUGUUUAAACAAAUUACAAAACACUCCCGGACAAAAAGGUGGUCCCCGAGUCAAUGUUGUUCCAGUCAAGCUGCUGAAACUGAUUGCAGUUUAGUUUGGUGCCACUAGUGAUGCAAUAUGUACAACGGGAUAACAGUGCAAAGUAUUUGCAUCUGCGUUUGCAUGCUUGCAUUGAGCUUAUUUUUGGCCUAAGGCUGAGCUGGUUGGGUAAGUACUGUACGAUAUGUAUCAAUUCCAUCCCUUUAUGGAAUCCUGCUGGCACACUAUCCCACAGCCCAUGUUACCAGGGUCUGCAGGUUAUUUUCGGAACACAUUCUUAGACCAGCGACGGAAAUAGGAUUCCAGUUUCAUUCACAAAUUUUCAUCAUGCCGAUGUGAUAUACUAGGCAAGAGUCCUAACAUUGUAAGAUAAAACUGCUUUUAGGUAGGUCUGUGUUUGCUUUUUGUGGUGUUUUGGUUAGACUAGACUAGCGUCUAACCUUAGAAGACAAUAUGUACUCUGACGCGGUUGAGAAAAACAAAUAGUCAACGCUUUUUAAAGGUGCCUCUGAAAGAUUUCAGUCAUUUGCCCUUCACAAUCAGCGUAAGAGUUUUGCAAAGAAAGCGAGACGAGGAGGAGAGAGGUUUUAUUAAUAUUGCCCUGUCAGACAAGGUGAAGCAGAAAGCACUUCGGUAAAUAUUAUUGAAAGAACAGAGGAGACAGGGGACAGUCAUGAUCUGAAUGCCGUCACUGAUGAAUCCAGGCGAAUACCAUUGCCAGGCGAUGUCAGUCCCCCCCCUUGCAGUGCUUCGAAGAGAGUUAAUCAGACAUAAAAGCUCUUCCGCCUCUCCCUCAACGCCCUCUACCUUCCCCUUCUUAUGCCCAGAUCAAUGAAGAAUACAUAAACAGGCUUGAAGGAUAUCUGAAAAGCAGCUCACUCUCUUUAAGAGCCUUAAGUCUGAUUCCUGUUUUAUUCCCACUAUAACCCUUUCUCUUAUCACUCCUUUAUGGCCAUGUUCACUCCAGAGACUUUUUAACCUAAUCUAACACUUAAAGUAUCAUGCUAUUACCACGUUUUUUUUUUCAUUAUGUUUUGUGAAAA
Molecule: messenger RNA, 6879 nt
Organism: Xyrauchen texanus (razorback sucker)
Lineage: Eukaryota; Metazoa; Chordata; Actinopteri; Cypriniformes; Catostomidae
Gene: mmp15b
Product: matrix metallopeptidase 15b
Exons: 11
Coding region: 452-2425 (657 amino acids)
Biological process (GO): proteolysis; collagen catabolic process; extracellular matrix organization
Cellular component (GO): extracellular matrix
Molecular function (GO): zinc ion binding; metalloendopeptidase activity
Source: RefSeq, a predicted model, not a curated record